This is a messenger RNA of Amphibalanus amphitrite, 6487 nucleotides long. Its product is annotated as excitatory amino acid transporter-like. Bases 147 to 1853 code for a protein of 568 amino acids. Gene Ontology annotation, cellular component: plasma membrane. Gene Ontology annotation, molecular function: neutral L-amino acid transmembrane transporter activity; L-glutamate transmembrane transporter activity; glutamate:sodium symporter activity. NCBI's taxonomy places the organism in Eukaryota, Metazoa, Arthropoda, Thecostraca, Balanomorpha, Balanidae. Gene Ontology annotation, biological process: L-glutamate transmembrane transport. The transcript has 11 exons. The record is from RefSeq and is a predicted model, not a curated record.
CGCCGCCCGGCUGCUCGGAGGCCGCCGUCACCGACCGACCGACCGACCGACCGACGCGACGGAGGGACGCGGCGCCCACAGGCACGGCCGGCCGGAACUGAGCACUGAGGGAAGAUCCGGCGGCGGCGGACGGCAGACGGUCCGCCAUGGAGAAGGUCUCGGAGAAGACGGGCGGCAGUCAGACGAUCCGCAUCCCGGGCGACAUCCCGGCACCGAGCGGCGGCAAGUUCCGCCAGUGGGUGCGAGAGAACCUGCUGCUGGUGCUGACCGUGCUCGGGGUGUUCAGUGGCUCGGCUAUCGGCCUGCUGGCCAGACAGACCGAAUACUCGGACGAGGUGGUGCUGCUCGUCGGGUUCCCCGGCGAGCUGCUGCUGCGCAGCCUCAAGAUGCUCAUCCUGCCGCUCAUCAUAUCGUCGCUGGUCUCAGGACUGGCGUGUCUGGACGCCGGCGCCUCGGGCAAGAUGGGCUCGCGGGCGCUGCUCUACUAUUUUUCCACGACCAUCAUGGCGGCGAUACUGGGCAUCACCGUGGUGGUGGUCAUCCACCCGGGCGACCCGAGCAGCUCUGGUAGCCAGCAGGAGCAGAAUGCCUCCGGUGACUCCGGGGACGGCGACAACAACGUCAUGGACGCCCUGCUCGACAUCAUCAGGAACAUGUUCCCAGACAAUUUGAUAACAGCCUGCUUCCAAUCAGUGAAGACAGAAGCAAAAUUGGUGAAUAAGACAAUCGGUGAGGGCGCCGAUCAGCGGCAGGUGACCAAGGUGCAGCGGGACCUCGUGGUCUCGGACGGCACUAACGUCAUGGGUCUGAUCAUCUUCUGCGUGGGCUUCGGCCUGAUCGCCGGCCAGAUGGGCCCCCAGGGCAAGCUGAUGGUGGACUUUUUCCUCAUCCUGAACGAGAUCACUAUGAAGAUGGUCUGCAUCAUCAUGUGGUACUCGCCAUUCGGCAUCUGCUGUCUGGUGGCCGGUAACCUAAUGGCCAUCGAUAACCUGGCCGAUACGGCGCGCAGCCUGGGCAUGUACAUGGCCACGGUGGUCACCGGGCUGCUCAUACACGCCACCGUCUCACUGCCCAUGGUCUACUUCUGUGUCACGCGCAAAAAUCCGUUCAAGUUCUGCAAGGGUAUCGUUCAGGCAUGGGCUCUGGCUCUGGGCACUGCCUCCAGCUCUGCCGCUCUGCCCAUCACCUUCCAGUGCCUGGAAGUCAACAACGGACUGGACAAACGCGUCACCAGAUUUGUUCUGCCGGUCGGUGCUACAGUCAACAUGGACGGCACAGCACUGUACGAAGCCGUCGCAUCCAUUUUCAUCGCACAGAAGAACAACAUGAACCUCAGCAUCGGCGGCCUCAUCACCGUUAGCCUGACGGCCACGCUGGCCUCGAUCGGCGCUGCCUCGAUCCCGUCAGCGGCGCUGGUCACCAUGCUGCUCAUCCUGCAGGCGCUGGGACUGCCCACUCACGACGUGGCCCUCAUAUUCACCGUCGAUUGGCUCCUGGACCGUAUGCGGACGUCCAUCAACGUGCUGGGCGACGCGUACGGCGCCGGGAUCGUGCAGCACCUGUGCCGGGACGAGCUGGCUCGUAUGGACGCCGAGGCGGAGCGGCGCGACCGCGAGAUGGCCGAGAUGCUGCGCAGCGGCAGCGUGGCACUGAGCGGCGGCGGCCGCGGCUCGCUGCUGCCCCGCGGCUCCAUCUGCCCCUCAGUGGCGCCCAGCGGAGCCAUGCUGCCGCUGCGGCCGACCGGCGCCCUCUCGCCGGCCGAGGACCGGCCGCCGCCCCCCGCCCCCGGCGCCGCCGCCGCCAGGAACAGCUGGUUCGAGAAGCGUAUCCCCAACUCCGAGACACAGAUUUGAGGGGUGACGGCGGCCAUCAAGGGAGGAGAUGUUCCCUCACAGCUGACGGAAACUGCGGACAUCGAUGGAUUCGCCCACAGCGAUUGGCCAGGUGGGCUUAAUACUGCAGAGCUGAUGAGAGUUUAUGUCGCAGUACAGGCCGGUGCUUCGACAAAUAACACUGUGGUCCUGGGGCAGACUGACUGUCCGUUGUGUCUACAAACGUCGAGGCACACUGGGAGAUCAGUGUGAUUGUACGGCAUGAAAGGGGGAUGUGAGGAUGGUUGUCAGAGCGGUAGACGUAUUUUGUUCAUGAAGAGGGUCCGUAGACAUUUUCCGCACAUUCCACAGACAGGGUUAGAGACGUGUGGUACAAACAGAUAGAUAUAUCGUUCAUUGGUUACCGUUUAUUCCUAACUCGGCGCAGUCCGACGCGUGUGACUGUGUACGCAUGUGGAUGUCCAUAUGUCUGUGUUUACUUGGUGGUUUAUGAGUGUUGGGAUGGGCUAAUCCUAGCACAGCCCUGCCCUCAUAUCUGUGAGAUGUUGGCAACUCUUGACGUCUGGGUCGGGCCGGGGCGGGGCGGGGAGGCACCAGACCUGCUGGCCCGUCAGGCUGCUGGCCGCCUCAGUAGAUGGCAGCACCGGUAGGCCGCGGGCCGCAACAUCCACACAGGGACUUCCACAAGGCUUGCUGAUGUCUGGACGGGCCGGCGGGCCGCCUGCGGUCGCCGGCCCUCCGCUGUAGCCUAGAGCUCGGCCGGGUCGGCCCGGCCGGCUGGUGGGCGGCUCUCCCCGCUCGCUGCCGCUCCGGGCCGCCGGCUGAGCACGCUCUCUGUUAGCUAAGUCCUCCUCCCGUCUUGCUGGUCGGUUGUUGAAGGCAGGUCAGACGCGCCGCCGCCGCAGGGUGCAGCGCAGACCGCUUCGGCGUCGUGCUGGGCAGCUCUAUAUUCUUCUCUUCUUUCUCUCUUAUCUGUCCUAUCUUCCUCACCUCGCACUGUUUCUCUCCCUCCAUCUCUCACGCUCCCCUCUCUCUCCUUCGCACGGUCGAUGUUAUUGCAUGCUCUGAGGCAGGUCUGUUCUCGCAGUACGUGUGAUCAGAUCAGUCGUCUAGUGUGAUUCAGUGUUGUGGACCUGGCUGAAUGUCUGUUUGUCUGCCUGCUGUUACGUACAGCAGACAUAUUUGUCCCACAGGACGGUGUUGUGGAAAUCGUACAUGUGAAUUGUGAUUGCUGAUCCAACUCGUCGCAGAAAUCUCGUCGAUCGCCCUCAGCCAACCUGGCUGGGGCGUUUUUAUAGUGUUUACUGUUGACCUUUUGUAGCUGUUUUAUAGGACGGGCUGCUACUGGAUUUACAGCCCGCCGAUAGCCAAAAGUAGGGUGCACGUCUCGGAUGGAGAGCUGUGCCUUGUCCGUAGGUCUUAUGGUGAAAAUUGUUAUUAUUUUUCUGGUCGGCUAUUGGUUUUGACGGCAUUAUUAAAACCUGAAUCCGUACAUUUCAGUAUAGCCCUUGGUUUCGCGUCUGGUUUUCCUUGAAACUUCAUUCAAUCUUUCUGAUUUUUUAAACGAUUAUGUUAGUAAUAUUUAAUUGUUAUACUUGUUGUUCCGUGGUGUAGCGUUGAUAUACACGUUGAUAGUUUUCAUAAUAAUGAGAAUUUAAGGUUAAAAACUGUUUUCCUAAUUAAUUUAAGCGUAUUUUAUUGUGAUUUUCUUGUUUACUAAAUAGCUUCUCGUAUGACAUGUUAAAGAAAAGUUGUCUUUUAUAUGUGUGUCAAUAUUAUUUUAAUACUUUUUUAAGGAUUCGAUCUUUAUUUAAAAGAUUUAUCGUAGGCCUAUUUUUAUGCUGUAAAAUAAUCAAAUCCCGUUGACAAUAUUAUGGUUAGGUACCUGGUAAAACUUUGGCGAUGACAUGUAGUCUUUCCCUUUGAAGAGUCUCCUUUUAUAUGAACGCAUUACCGUUUAAAGGCACAGAGCCAUGAUGACAGUGACUCGAGCAAAAUGCCUGACCUUAUAUUGUACAUAUUUACCUUUCACUUUCUGAGAGGGAUAGACGUGCAAGGAAAUUGUUGAUUGGAGAACAUAUCGAUUGAACUUGAUACCGACCGUCUAAAAUAUCCUGUUCUGCGCAACUCGGUCCGACUUUGAGUUAUCACCUUUAACCUUACCUUUGCUAGGUAAGGGGCUCAUAUCAGAUACAGUAUCGAAUGUACGUAACGACACAUAUCGGUAUGGACGCGUGACAUCUUGUUUCCAUUGUAGUAUUUUUAUAAUAUGCCUUCCAUUCGUCGAUGUACUACAUAUUUUAUGUUUACAACAUGGCUUUGAAGUGCUAACUAGUUUCUGUUUCAUUCUUACCUAUCAAAUAAUCAUAAUUUUGCGUGAUCGAGGGUUGGAACUCAAAGGAAAUAACUCACAUUUGCAUAAGUAAAUAUUUAUUCCAUCUAAAUAACUCAAUCAUUUUGUGACGAGGUUAAUCGUUUGUUUUAAAUCUGAGACCUAUGAACGACUGCUAUAAUUAAGAAAUAAACGUUUGCGAAACAACUUUCGCCGUUAGGCAUUUUCUUUAAAACGUUAAUUGUUUGGUGUUUGUGGUUGUAAAAACUCCGCAUUAAAUUGUCUCAAUCUUGGCAUUUGUUCGUUUUUCACCUUUUGGUGAUCACUAAAAUAUCUAACCAAGUGCGCGGAUAGCCUCGUAUUCGAGGCUCUUUCUAUGUGCAUAUGUGCUUGCUGUACAUGCUUACCUGUGCGCCAGUUCAUCGCGCCGCGAGGUCACUUUGUGUCCGCUCUCCACCUGUCCCUCUGUUUCCCUUGUCUUUGAUGUACGUUGACCGUCUGUAUAUGUACAUAUAGUGUGUGUCCGUCGGCCCGCGCGGCCGGGGCCGCCGCCGUUCGCUAUCCUAGUUGUGUAGUCAGCAAUAGAGUGUCGGGCACGGCGGACCGCCGCUCGCCGGUUGCCCAGUAGAUGAGUGUCGUCCGCCGCCCGCGCAGAGCACAUCGCACCGCACGCAGCACGCACACGUCGCGUACCAGCACCAGCACCAGCACCAGCACCAGCACCUGCACCAGCACCAGCGUCCGCCCUCUGAGAGCGCGCACCACGGCCGGUGCCGACGCCUCUUACGGCAGACGCCGCGCCGGCUAGUCAUGCAUGUAUGUAGGUUUGUCGUUUUCAAUACCUCGAUCAGCACCGAGGUAAUCUUGUCAUCUUAUGAAGUAGGAUUUCCCACGCACGUCGCACAGUUGUUACAUGGAUUUAAUGUGCGGCACUUGACUGAAAGGACAUGCCAUUGUACGCACAAUGCACAUAAAUCAUGAUCACUGUUAUUGAGUGCAUACUGUCGUACCAUGUUUGAAGCUCCGUGAGGUUAGGACACAGGUGAAAAUUUUUUAAGUGAACCGAAACUAUAACUGUGCAGCUAAAUUCUCUCAUUCUCUCCACGAAAGAACGGGUGCAGGGAUAUCUAUGUUGUAACAACACCCUACAGUCAAGCACGGUGUUCCACCUUCCAAAGUGUCAUUUUGAGGCCCAGUCGGUCAGCCCUUUUAUUUCGGUAAAGUUUAAAGGCACCUCCAGGAUGGAUUGUGGAGGAGCUUUUCAACAUGAUGCUGCACAGUGUACCUACCGUUUUGUCAUGUUUAAUGUACAUACAGCAUAUUGGGAGUGUCAAGUGAUUAUUAUGUGUUGCACUGCACCUUGCACGAACGAAGUGUGAAAUGAAGUCUGCUUGUGAGAGAGAAAGCUGAUCGAAAAUUGGCUGGCUAGCUUAUCAUGGACUGUUAGGCUAUUGUAUCCAAAUUGCUGUAUAAAAAUAAGCGUCAGGCUGCUGCGAAAUCUAACCCAAUAUUUGCGCAACGUGGGUGUCGUUGGUAACGUGAAAUUGGAUGUCAAGCGCCACGUCGACUUUACGAAAGAGUAACGUGUCCUGCACCAUACACAUCAACAUGGAUGAAAUGUCAAGCGAUGGGUGUUGUGUGCACAAAUAUGCGUGCACCGCUGUUUGUGCGCAGUACAUGGGCGUUAGUUGAGCGAAGCUAGCUGCACAAACCGGAUGUGCUCUAUGCUGCAGUCUCUCCACAGGGCGCUGCGUCGCCCCGGCUGUACGGAGCCGGGACCAGCUCCGCGCGGAGCCGGUCCCAGCUCCGUAGGCCGCGGCUCGCAGCGUCGCGAUCCUCUCUCGUCGUUUGGCUGUUGAGACCGCCGUGGCUGCUGUAGCCGGCGUUGGUAGUGUAGCCGGUAGCCGGUGGUGUCCUGUGUCGAGCGGUAGCGGCAGAGGGCUCGCCCUAUUGCCGGCCGUUCUGUAGGUGUAGCGGAACUGUCGUCGGACGCCCGCCCCUGUCCGUCAGUCCCUUUGUGUGGAGUUGUCGGCACUCCGGUCCCGUCGAGCGACCGACUAGUUCAGCGUGGUGUGUCUGUGUGCAUAUCAAAUUUAGCCGGCUGGCUGUUAGAAAUCGGGCAGCGGAACCCACCAGUCGCACUUUCCUCGAGAAAUGACAAUAGUUGUCCGCGUGGGGUUCUAGUCGCCAGGCUUCGCGAGUUGUUUUCGUCGUUUUAUGCGUGAUACUUUGCUGUCAUAAUUGUCACCACACACAAUACCUGGGUUACUAGACUGGUAUAUGUGUACUUUGGACUAAAGUGAUAAUACAUGUCUGAGUUGGA